AUGGCGGAUUGGGAAUUUUCGGCGGGUGGGCUGCAGGUCGUUGGAUUUUAUGGGGGCUUCUGCGGGCCGGGCUGGAAGACGAAAUACCCCGAGAUGUUCUCUAUUCUACGGAUUAAUCUCUUCCCAUUGCAACGCCUCGAUGAGACACACGUCUAUCGCAAUUGGGAGUUGGUCAAGACAACGUCUUACAAAGAUACGGCCGGUGGUGGUGCCCAUCAUGGGGACGCAAGCCUCAGCACUGGUUUGACGGUUGAUUCUCUACGCUUCACUUCCACUUCACCGACUUUCCCAUACAACCAGCUCGCCGUGUAUCCCCAACACGAGCCAGAGAGGAUGCACGCCGGGCCUGAUACAUUUGUAUCUUCUUUCAACGGCCUGGCUAAGCCAGCCAGCCAAAGUGCUCACACUGGCAGCAGAGCCGCGCAUCGGGAUCGUCCGUCCAAGCUUUCCUGUUCACUCCAUCACUUGUUUCCCCCUUACAUCGUACCUUACUCAAGACUAUGGAGCCCCAGCCCCCUGAGCACAGCCUCUCCCCAGGCGUGGACCAGCGCAGGAUGCCAUGCUGGGAAACAUGAAACACGCAGGAGCCAAUCAGGUCCAAUACUUCCCCUGAAUAAGGACCAAAAAUGCCAACCGACGAGCAUCAACCUCCCACGCAUCACCGCUACUACUGCUACCAUUCGUAUAUGCUGCAUUAAGGUCACUCAGGCCAACCGCCUGCACCUCAGCCAUCCUGUUAACGCGGGCGGCUCGGACAAUUACAUCAGGAUCUGCGUAUUGCUCUCGCCCUUAAUGAGAGUUUAG
Colletotrichum lupini is the source of this 804-nucleotide messenger RNA. RefSeq lists its product as uncharacterized. NCBI's taxonomy places the organism in Eukaryota, Fungi, Ascomycota, Sordariomycetes, Glomerellales, Glomerellaceae. The coding region runs from base 1 to 804 and encodes 267 amino acids. The record is from RefSeq and is a predicted model, not a curated record. The transcript has 8 exons.